UACAACACCUUCCUAUCUUUUCAUUUCUUCCGUUUUCAUUUCCCAAUUCCGUCUGGAGAGAUGUACGGAUUCACGAGCGUGAGCAAAGGGGAUGUGGAUUUGGAGGCUGGAACCUUGUAUCCAGGGCUCAGUUAUGGCGAGAACGAGCUCCGGUGGGGUUUCAUCCGCAAGGUCUAUGGAAUCCUGGCCGUCCAGAUCGCCCUCACGACGAUCGUGUCCGCUGCCACCGUCUUGUACGCCCCCAUCAACGAAACCCUACGAGGGAGCCCUGGUCUCGCCCUCGGCGUCGGGAUUCUGCCUCUUUUCUUGAUGUGCCCCUUGUAUUACUAUCAACAGAAGCAUCCGUUGAAUUUUAUAUUCCUCGGACUGUUCACUGUAUGCCUUAGCCUAAGCGUUGGCAUUGCCUGUGCAAAUACAAAAGGAAGGAUUGUACUUGAAGCUUUGAUUUUAACAUCAGCCGUACUUGCUUCUUUGACUGGCUAUACUUUCUGGGCGUCGAAGAAGGGCAAGGAUUUCAGCUUCCUGGGUCCAAUUUUGUUUGCAGGUCUUCUUGUCCUCCUCCUGACUGGCUUUAUCCAGAUAUUCUUUCCACUUGGGUCGACAUCGGUCGCCAUCUACAGCUGUCUUGGGGCUCUCAUAUUCUCUGCCUAUCUCGUCUAUGACACGGACAACUUAAUCAAGCGAUUCACCUAUGAUGAAUACAUAUGGGCAUCUGUUAUUCUCUAUCUGGACAUCCUCAACCUCUUCCUCUACAUUUUGCAGCUGCUGAGGAGCUCCGAUGGGUAGAGUAACCCACCUGCCCUUAACUAUUUUCAGUUGCCUUGUAAUUAGCUACAGGACUAGCCAUUCUCUAUAUUGAUGUAAUGAACAUGGUUCAAGCAAAGCUCUGUGCAGCUGAAGUGACCCCUGCAUUGGGGCUGCUACACCAUUAGGUUCAUUGACACCUUUGUGAUCAGGCCAGCAGCACAUCCCACUGCUUGGUCUUCUGUGAUUGAUAAUCAAGAAGAUAUUUGCUUUCU
This is a messenger RNA of Magnolia sinica, 1019 nucleotides long. RefSeq names its product BI1-like protein. The transcript is spliced from 4 exons. Gene Ontology annotation, cellular component: membrane. Lineage: Eukaryota; Viridiplantae; Streptophyta; Magnoliopsida; Magnoliales; Magnoliaceae. Bases 61 to 786 code for a protein of 241 amino acids. The record is from RefSeq and is a predicted model, not a curated record.